GUUCAGUAUCACCGUAGACAGUAAAUUUUGUAAUUUUUAAAGGAAUAAUGAGAAUAUUUUGGAUUUCUACGAUUAUUUAUAUUGUGCAAAUUCUUACAAUAUGUCAGUCUUCAAUGGUUAUAACAAUAACGGAUGUAACUUUUUUUUGUGAUCCAGAGUUUUGUUCUGAUGAGUCCAAAGUUUAUCUGGUUAACAAAGACAUUAAGAAUGAAGUAUUUUCAAGUUUAACAUUGGUAAAAUCUUUACCAAAUUCGUCAAAGGCACAUAUAGAAGUACUUGUAGAGACUGAUGGUCAAUAUCAAAUACUUAAUAACAUCGAUCAAUGGAUGCCAAUGUGUGAUUUAAUUGACGAGCCUGUUUUGCUAGGGAAACUCUUUAGAAACAUGGGUUUUAAAGGAUGUCCUGUAGACCCCGGUGUUUAUUCAAAUCCGUCCUAUGUAGCAGUUCCAGUUUCAGAGUCAAAUUAUCCACCAGGAAAUUACAUGUCCAGACUCCAAGUAGAACAAGAAAAUAAUAAAUUAAUAUCUUCGCUUGAAACGAAAUUUAAAAUUGAAUAA
Molecule: messenger RNA, 557 nt
Organism: Chelonus insularis
Lineage: Eukaryota; Metazoa; Arthropoda; Insecta; Hymenoptera; Braconidae
Exons: 4
Coding region: 48-557 (169 amino acids)
Source: RefSeq, a predicted model, not a curated record